Messenger RNA from Pneumocystis carinii B80, 1272 nucleotides. RefSeq lists its product as hypothetical. Bases 1 to 1272 code for a protein of 423 amino acids. The transcript has 4 exons. The record is from RefSeq and is a predicted model, not a curated record. Gene Ontology annotation, molecular function: protein binding; snoRNA binding. Gene Ontology annotation, cellular component: Pwp2p-containing subcomplex of 90S preribosome; small-subunit processome. Lineage: Eukaryota; Fungi; Ascomycota; Pneumocystomycetes; Pneumocystales; Pneumocystaceae. Gene Ontology annotation, biological process: maturation of SSU-rRNA from tricistronic rRNA transcript (SSU-rRNA, 5.8S rRNA, LSU-rRNA).
AUGGCAGAAAAGGCAGAAUAUUUUCUUGAACAGUCUUUUCCUGAGAUUGUUGAUUUACAAAGAAAACUUAUAUUUACAUCUGUAGAAAUAAAAUCUAUUAUAAAAAGAAGGACGGAAUUUGAAUAUGCAUUAGCACGUAGAAUUGUUAAGAAGGAGGAUUUUUUAAAAUAUAUUGAAUAUGAGAUGAAUUUGGAGGCUUUAAGAAAAAAGAGAAUAAAAAGAUUAAAUAUUAAAGGAAAACCUACUAUUUCUGAUUGGGGAGGUGUAAGACGUAUUUUUUUUUUAUUUGAAAGGGCUACUCAAAAGUUUCAUGGUGAUGAAGAUUUAUGGUUACAGUAUAUUCGUUAUGCUCAGCAUGAAAAAUCUACUAAACUUCUUGGAAAAGUUAUUUCAAAAGCAUUACAAUUUCAUCCUACAAAACCCAAAUUAUGGAUAUUUGCAGGAUAUCACGAGUUAAAUUGGAAUGGUAAUAUUUCUGCUGCACGUACGUUAAUGCAACGAGGAAUACGAUUAAAUAUGUAUUCUUCUGAACUAUGGCUUGAAUAUUGCAAAAUGGAAUUGAUUUAUAUAAUAAAGUUACAUACAAGACAAAAAAUAUUAGGAAUUAGUGAGCUUAAUAAUGAUAAAAAUAUUGAUGAGGCGACUAAGAAAAAAGAUAUGAUUAUGAUUCCUGAAAUAACCUAUGAGGAAUACAAAAAAGAUAAUUUGAUCUUUAAGAAUAUGGAAACAGGUUUAUUAGAUUCUGAAAAUGUCUCUGUGAUAGAUUUCCAAAACAGUCCAAUAAUGAAGGGUGAAAUUGUAUCUAUUAUAAUUAAAACAGCGAAUGAAUAUAUGCCGAAAAAUAUAGAUUUAUUAGAAUCAUUUUAUUAUAUGAUCGAAUCGUUUGAGAAUUUGAUAUGUCGAGAUAGAUUACUUAAUGAAAUUAUUUCUUUAAUUGAGCAUCAGGAAUCCAGUAUAGAAUUAGCGAAAAUAUUAUUAUUGAUAUUGCCACUAAAUAAAUUUUUAAAAAAUGUUUUGGAUAUAUCAUUUCCUAAAGUUUUAAAAUCAUCUAUUUUGGGAUUUAAUACUUUAAUUGAGAAAAAUAAUUGUUCUGUAAUAUCUUAUGAGAAAUUUUGUUUGUUUUUAGGUAAGUUUCUUGAGAAAGAAAAUUUGGAUAAAAAUCUUCGAAUUGUUAUUAAUUCCUCUCUAUAUUCUAUAUUGAAGAAAUUAGAAAUACAGAAUCUUAUGUCAAAUAAGCUGAAAAUAUUAUUAGACAGUAUUUGUUUACAAUGA